This is a messenger RNA of Drosophila arizonae, 784 nucleotides long. RefSeq lists its product as uncharacterized. Lineage: Eukaryota; Metazoa; Arthropoda; Insecta; Diptera; Drosophilidae. The record is from RefSeq and is a predicted model, not a curated record.
AAAAUAAUUGAGGCAUAUAAAUUAACAGAAAAUGUUAUAUUAACAGAACACUUCCUAAGAGAAAUUUGGCAUGUAAUGCUGAAACUAGUUCCGGAAUUUGUUUGUGUUCUUUUCUACGCUUAAAGAUGUUUUUAAAUGAUCUUGGACAACCAUUAAUAUUGGAUUCUAAAAAGACAUAUGGCCCUUAUGAACAACAUAAUGGACCAAUGCUGUUAACGUCGGCGGCGUUCCAGGAUCACAUAGUUCCUUCAAAUUGGUGUGGACGCAUUAUUGGCUCAGCAGAUGAUGUAGCUCGUUUCCAAGGUGUGUUAUCCAAAACCUGUCAAAAUCCUGUAUAUACAGUUUUAAGGCCCAACGAAGAAACGAAUAUCAAAUAUGAUGAAUCCAAAAUCAGUUUGACUUUGAUACCAGCAGGACAAAACGAAGAUAGUGGAAGUGCUACCUUUUAUUACUUAAAAAAUGACUACAUUAGAUCACUAAUAGCUGACAAUUUGAGCGGCUAUUUGGACUUUAUACCAAAAGCUGGUGCAUCUUUUCACCGUGCACUUGGCAUUGGAAUAGAUGUCCUGUAUUUUGAUGACUCGUGUUAUGCGUCCGAGGAGAAUGAAGCACAAGCUCAAAGAGAGUAUAUCUAUACGCUAGUAAAGUUAUUAAGGCCAAAAUACUUGUAUGGAUUAAGACUAGACAAAUUACCAAAAUAUUUGCUCGACUUGUGCGUCCAAAAGGAUAUGAUUGAUGUCAAUAACAUAAAUACAGAAGUGCCGUAAAAAUUUUAAUUUACAAG